CAGUUGAUGAUUAUAUCAAUAAUAGUCUUGACAAUUAUGUUGUAGAUAAGGAAGAAACAAGUAAAAAUUGUAAUACAUUUAAUAAAGGCCUAGGUUUAUUAACUCAGAAUAAUUUAAUUUUAGAUGAUAUUGUAAAUCUUCAGGAUACAGUGUUUCAAGAAAAAGAAGCACUAUCAUUUGAAUUGUCUAUUAAUGCUGUGGAUACUAGUGUUGAAGAUGACAUCAAUAUGAACUUUGAUCCAGAGGAUCUUGUUGAUAUUGUUUUAAAUACUGAAUUAUAG
Messenger RNA from Scutellospora calospora, 281 nucleotides. The record is from the annotation of a GenBank genome assembly. Lineage: Eukaryota; Fungi; Glomeromycota; Glomeromycetes; Diversisporales; Gigasporaceae.